GAGCACCCGGAGCACAGAGAGGUCAGGGCGCAACCUUCGAUAAGGGGCAAGAGGAAACCUCUUGAAACUUUUAGAUGAUAGAGAGUGCCUAGAGAAGAUUACCGGCUUUCCCAGGUCAUGGUGGGAUUUUUCGCGGGAUGAGAGGAGCCACCAGGGGCCGUGCGCACUGGGGAUAUCCAGGGCGCCGUUAGUGCGCAUCCACCGGGAGAGCGGUGGGUGGCAGGCUGACUAGCUCACGGUAGGGUCGGUCCCCUCCUGAUGACAAAGCGGGUGACCCCACCGAUGAACAAACCGGGACGAGGUUUCGCCCUAGAGCCAAGAUGAUCUUGGCAUUUUUCCCUUUGAAGAAACUGCGGCGCAAUGGCAAAUAUCUGCUGUUCGGGGCGAUUCUGCUGGUCGGAGCAGUCGCUGUCUACCAUGAGAUGGUAGCUGCAAAAGCAUGGAGUAGUGAUGCAAGUAUGAAUCCUUAUGCUGACAGCAGCAGCUGGAGGGCCGCCAUGUUCGACAACUGGGUCAGAAGGGACCAUCAACCAGACCACAUGGAGGAUUCAGCUGCAUGGAUCACCAGCUAUAUUCCACAAACCUGGAAACCAGAGUACAAGGGACAGGCCAAUCUGCAUGUCUUUGAGGACUGGUGUGGCAGUUCUACAGCUGAGCUCCGCAAGAACCUGCACUACCCGCUGUAUCCUCAUACCAGGACUACAGUGCAGAAGCUGGCCGUCUCUCCCGGCUGGACCAACUAUGGGCUCAGGAUAUUUGGCUAUCUGCAUCCAUAUACUGACGGAGAGUUUGUGUUUGCUUUGAGCUCUAAUGACAACUCUGAACUGUGGCUCAGCACAGAUGAAUCUCCCCUCAACUUACAGUUACUGGCAUGGGUUGGAAAGACUGGCACAGAGUGGACUGCGCCUGGUGAGUUUGUGAAAUAUGCCAGUCAGAACUCCAGACCAGUUAGGCUGUCUGCUGAGAGGAGGUACUUUUUUGAAGUUAUCCAUAAGCAGGACAACAAAGGGACUGACCAUGUGGAGGUGGCAUGGCAGCUCCUGGACCAAGGCUUCAGGUUCAUGGUUAUUGAAUCCAAGCACAUUUCCCUCUAUGUUAAUGAGUCUGCCUUGUUAAUGAGUGACGUUGCACAUAUACCACAGACGGCUGCAAGCCACCAACACAUCCCCACGAAACAGCACGAUUCUGCAGCAGACAUUAUGAGGGAAGACCCACGAGACUCUCUCUACAAAGUGCCUUUGAUAAACAGCAAGUUCCUACAAGGUAUUUUGCCGGACUGCUCGUACAAACCCAGCUACACUAUCAAAGACUUUCCUCUGCUCCGCUACCAAGGACUGCAGUUUGUCCACAUGUCCUACAUCUACCCCAAUGACUACACCAGACUCACCAACAUGGAGUCGGAGAACAGCUGCUUCUACCCCAAGAGCCCCUACUACAUGAAGAUGCUUGAUUUCUCUAGAUAUAUGAGACUAGACCAUCCUGAUAUGCGGGAAAAAGGAAACAUAGAUUUUGGGUUCCAGAGGAGGAAAUCAGUCCUAUAUGAAGAGGAUGAGUUUAACAAUGAAGCCUUUCAGAGUGAUAUGGAGGUCAGGUCAGACCAGAUAGACAACGCACUUUUUCCAGACUAUGGAGAUGAUUAUGAUGAUUAUGUUCAGAAACGCAGACGCAAACUCUUGUCCUUACCCAUACAAGGAACUAACAACACACUGAACUCUUCUGACACCAGACUGCACAUAGAUGAGUUGCAGAGGAGGCAAGGCCAAAGCAAUGUCUCACAGCCAGAGAAACCAGAUGAGCUGCUAUCAGAGCUAACACAACUCUCGAAACGUCACCUGCAAACAAACCAGACAGAGUUAAAACUUGGGGGCUCAGUUAAAAAAGUAGAACAGAUAAAACCAAAACGAAAAAGACUGAUAAAGAGACAAAUGGUAAAAUCAGUAAAGACAACUGUGACACCAAGACAGACAAAUCCACUGAUACCAGUGGGCAAAGAGCAGCUUAAAGCAAAGGAACGACCAGUACUCCCAGUAGAGCAGCUCAACUAUAAACAGCAUCAGAUCCAGAGGUCUCAUAAAAUGAAUCAAACCCAAAUCCAGAGAAUCAACCACUCUAAGCAUCAACCUUUAGAGAGGAAUGCUCCUUUGGCCGAAAAGCCUACAGUGGCCAAGCAGCAGAGGAUUGUAACCAGAGAAGUGAAGUCUCAGCCAAGCAUUAACGAACAUUUUACCACUCCCAAAAGAGACAUCCACAGCUCUGUACUGAGGUUAACGCGAAGCGACAUAGAAACCAGAAAACGCUACAGGGAUAAGGAGAUAGCAAUGAAUAUGCCUCUGCAGCAGGAUUUAGAACGUAGCAUCCACAGAGCUAAGAUGAUCGCUGAUCGCAGAGACAAGAUGGACAAAAAGUGGUCGGAUACGAAAGGAGAGGAGGACCAAGUGGGAAAGGAGGACAAGGUUCGCAAGACAGCUGAGAACAGGAGAGACACCAGGGAGGGUGGGAAAGACUACCUAUGGGGACCAGGAGGAGACUUUGAAGUUGCAGACGAUGAGACCCUUACCCCUGCGCCAGUGUUUGACACUGAGGUUAACUGGAGCCAGACCUUCCAGGUCAACCACCUGGACCUUCAGGCACGGCGUUCAGAUUCUAUCGACCUGCACUGCAACGUCUCGGGCAACCUGCUGCUCGACUCCAGUGAUGUUCUGCCCAUUGUCAAGGCUUUCAUGGAGCAACUCAAUGAGAAGCACCACGGGCGGUUCACAUUGGAGCGUGUGGUUAACGUGGUGAAGCGCGUGGAUGGGGUCCAGGGCAGCCGCUACCUUCUGGAGCUGCAGCUGAAAGAUGUGAAUGGCCAGCUGCUGCGUCUGUCACAGUACAUCUACACCUUGAUUCGCCACAGCAGGCAACGCAGCAGGGACUUCCGUUUCAAACAGCCGAAAUCUGAGCCGGUGCUGUGUAACCCGGUGGGCCUCCGCUGGAAUCCUGUUGCCACCGUCCACUUCGUAGUGCCAGUGAAAAACCAGGCUCGAUGGGUGCAGCAGCUGAUUGCUGACAUGGAGAAACUGUUCAGAGAAACUGGAGACACCAACUUCAACCUCAUCAUCGCUGACUACAACAGCACUGAUAUGGACGUGAGGAAGGCUCUACAGAAAUCCUCACUCCCCAGGUACCAAUAUGUGAAGCUGAGUGGAAACUUUGAGCGCUCUGCUGGUCUGCAAGCAGGGAUCAACCUUAUAAAUGAUAACCACAGCAUCGUCUUUCUGUGUGACCUCCACAUCCACUUCCCGCCCUUUAUUAUCGAUACCAUCAGAAAACACUGUGUGGAGGGGUAUAUGGUCUUUGCUCCCAUAGUCAUGAGACUGAACUGCGGCGCUACGCCAUCAGAGGCCAGAGGUUACUGGGAGGUGAAUGGUUUUGGCCUACUGGGAAUCUAUAAGUCAGAUCUGGAUGCGGUGGGAGGAAUGAACACCAAAGACUUCACAGAUCGUUGGGGAGGAGAAGACUGGGAGCUCCUCGACAGGGUCCUCCAGGCAGGACUGGAAGUAGAGAGGAUCUACUUGAGGAACUUCUUCCACCACUAUCACUCUAAACGUGGCAUGUGGAACCGGCGGAUGUCACACAGCCACAGGUGACCUUGCCAUCCGCCGCUGCACAGUGACAUUGCCACGGUUACAACCACAGCAACCAGAGCACUUUAAGGCCGAAGCAUGACUCACGCUACAUAAUUUUAAUACCAGCAGCAACUUUACAAGUGGCAGCAGUCAAGGUCAUCGCUAAGGAGAUACUACUGAUGCUACACUCUUUUUAUUUCACUGGAUGUACUGUUGACUACUGAGAUGGUACUGGCUGAUGGGUGCCACUGACCGUGUGAUAUUAUAUAUGAAGAUACUGCUGUGCACCGUGUUGCCGACUGAGACCAUGAUAAUCUGCACUACCAGCUGCCAAGACCUGAUCUGAUCCAAAGACAAAACGUAAAUUAAAUGGCAGUGCACACUCCAAGGAUGCAUAAACACAAGUGUCCUGUAACACAGAGAUCACAAUUCUUGCACAUGAGUCUUAAUUGGAGAAAAAAAAAAAAAAAUUGUGUGUGUAACAAAAUGAAAUAUAUGUAUUUGUCUCCAGAUUAUGGAUAGGGUAAACACAGCCUUAUUUGUCAUGUUGUAAAUUAUCAACACUUUAUAUUUAUUAUGUCAAUGUUGGUAGGAUUUUUUGUUUGUUUGUCUUCACUUGUGGCCUCCUUUAUUUGUUCAUGUCUAUAUUAAAUGUGCCUUCUGCUGUGACUGCUAUUCAGGUACUGAGCCCUCAGUGAAUUUUACAGACAGGUCAGGAAAAACUUAAAACUGGUAAAAUAAUUAAAUAUUUAAGGGAAGGAUAAGUCCAUUUUAAAACAUGACUUGGGUUUAGAUAUGUUUGUGUAACCAGCUCAUAUUCUUGAAUUUAAUUGCUGUUGUUCAAAAGAAUAAUUGUUCAGAUGAAUUUAUGAAUCUACAUUUUCUUCACAGUGAAAUAUUGUUUUCACUGUCAACACUGUGACAGUAAAACACAGGAAUUGUGGUGGGUGAAAAAUGAUCUUGUAUUUAUGUCAUUUUAUGUUGUUAUUUAAGACAAAACUAAUGGCAGCAUUUUCAGAUUUGUUCACAUUCCAGUUUAACAAACGCUUUUCUCAGUCAUUUGAAACUGAUCCAUGUUGAACCAUUUCACUUGUCAUUUAGGGCUAUGAAAACACAACACAUUUCUGGUCCAGACAUUGCUGAUGGUUUUAUUGCCAAGAGUUGUGUAAUGUUUUUUUUUUCUUUCUACCAAAGCAGUCAAGCUUUUUUCUGUUACUCUUAAUCUCUCUCUUAUAUUUGGUUGUUUUUAGAUAUACCUCAUCUCUCUUAAUGCUAGGAGUUAACCUUUGCCUUGGUGUAUGGUACAGGAGUCUCUUCUCUCAGGGACAGAUUUUUUUCCAUUUUACACUGCCUUGAAAAGUCUGAGGAAUAUGUUUCUCCAAAAAAUGUUUAUGUUCCAUUUAUUUUUAUUUUGCUGCAUAGGAUUUUUAAUAGCUACCAUGCUAUUCAGUUAGUGGGAAAAAAAAUCCAUCUGAAAUUACAGAACUGAACUAUUCUGGCUAUUCAUUUCAUGUCAUUUCAUGACAACAAAAA
Seriola dumerili (greater amberjack) is the source of this 5141-nucleotide messenger RNA. It is a transcript of the gene b4galnt3b, whose product is annotated as beta-1,4-N-acetylgalactosaminyltransferase 3-like. The transcript is spliced from 20 exons. Gene Ontology annotation, cellular component: Golgi cisterna membrane. NCBI's taxonomy places the organism in Eukaryota, Metazoa, Chordata, Actinopteri, Carangiformes, Carangidae. Gene Ontology annotation, molecular function: acetylgalactosaminyltransferase activity. Bases 321 to 3629 code for a protein of 1102 amino acids. The record is from RefSeq and is a predicted model, not a curated record.